AUGCCAGUCUCGAUGCCUCAAUUCCGAUUCCCCUUCUCUAAGAAGGCCCAACCUGCCGCUGUUCCAACCGCCCCAAUUGUCGAGGAACCAACUCCUGCUCCUGCUGUGGCCGCCGCUGUCGACAAUACGGCUCCUACUACCCCAUCGGUUGAUGAUUCCACUCCUCGCUCUCACCGACGAGAGAAGAGUACGGGUUCCCUUUCCAUCAUGACUCGUCGCAGUCGUGAAGAGGAUACCAAUACAUACAAAUUGAGCACCGUCAACGACAGUGGUAUCUAUCUUCCUCCCUCGCCGGUUGACAAGAAAGCCUUCUGGGGGAAAAAAGAGACUCCCAACGGAAGUCCAGCCGAGGCUCCCGAUACUCAAGAUAUCGGAUUCGCUAUCACCCGAGAAUCCUUUGAUAGCUAUCGAAGAUCAUUUGAUAUCUCUGCGAGAACACAGGUCUCGGACUCUCGACGACCUAGUAUGCAAUCAAGCCGAUCCAGCCUUGAUGCUUUAGGAUGGGGAAGGCCGAGUUUCGAGGCACCAAACCGACUCCCAUCUAUUGAUGUCUCUGAAUCCGCCUCCGAAGAAGAUGAAGGCGAAUUUCGUGAUGUUGAUUUGAAUGACCAACCAAAGAAAAGAGGCUUCUUGGGACGAUUCGUCCCUGGCCAAAGCGCCCAACCAGUUCAACCAAUCCGACCCUUCCACACGAGUACUCCUCGAGUGGUACAAGCUAGGGAAGAAGAUAUCAAAGGACGGGGUCGACCUUCCACCGCAGUCUGGAGACGCGAACACAACAAGGACGCUGAAGAACUCAGUGCCAUGGUUAAAGGCAGCAACCACCUAAUCAGUGUUUAA
Orbilia oligospora ATCC 24927 is the source of this 840-nucleotide messenger RNA. RefSeq lists its product as uncharacterized. The transcript is spliced from 4 exons. Bases 1 to 840 code for a protein of 279 amino acids. Lineage: Eukaryota; Fungi; Ascomycota; Orbiliomycetes; Orbiliales; Orbiliaceae. The record is from RefSeq and is a predicted model, not a curated record.